AUGGACAUACCGACGGCCAAAAGACACUACAGCAGCGAAGAGAAGAGGCAGCUCAUAGCCAAUCUAGACAUCGAAGUCGCGCAUCGCACUCGACAGUUCGAGGCAUGGCUCACCGACAGGCUAGAAAACUUUACGAUCCAUCAAGAAGGCCAGGUCUCACGAAUACCCAAGCAGGUUAGAAGCAUGACGAUGAGGGAGUUUGGUCAGAAAUACGAGGGGAAUAUCCAACUGGCCUUACGUGGAUUCCAGAAGGAACGGCUAGCUGCUGCGGGUGCCGAUGCGACGCUAGGGGAAAUCGAUAAAAGCAUGCGCAAGAGAAAAUGGGUAGCAAGCCAGGAGACAGAAGGAGAGGCAUCAGGGUCGGGUUCGAGCCAGCCUAAAGAUUCUGAUUCACAGAGGUUCUUGAAGAAUGCCCGAACACACUUCUCGUCACCAAAGAAAAUGGCCGGGUCUUCCACAGGGCCUGGCACAGCUCAACGCUCGAGACUUUUGAGCAACUCGAAAACAACUGCCUCUAACCUGUCGCGGACUAUGGGACGCCCUCCUUCAAUGAGUCCACAAAAACCUAGAGGUCCCUUUAAUAACUCCACUACCAUUCACAAUCCAAAUCGACCAUCCCGUCCCACCUCGCCUCUAAAGCAAACAUCAUCAAAUCCUGACAUCGGUGGCGUAAAAAGCCGCGUCCCUUCGAGUUCCAGCUUCAACCCCACCUUGCCCCCCAAAGCACCUGCAUUUCCAUCACAUAACCGACAUGCCGCGAGUCAUCAAAGCACUACGAUGCGAUUGCCUAGGAAGGAUGAAAAUAUGCUCAGCAUAAAUGGCUCACCACUUGCCAACCCUUACGAGUUUGGUUUGGGGUGGUUUAAGGGCGUUGAAAUGGCGCAGAUGGACGAAGAGGAUGAGUUACUAGAUGCCGACGCCGCGCAGAAAACCGGCGUCAAGGGAGGAGGUGGAGGACAAGCCCUAAAACGGUCGAAGAGUAGUAUAAUCAUCCGGCGAGAUCCAUCUGUGGCAUUCCCCUCGGGUCUACAUUCACGGACGGAUUCCCAAGCAAGUUUCUACACUGCUUCAUCCAGCCAGACAAACUCCUCACGACCGAACUCGUUGUCUCGAGAGCAUUCCACGCAACUGGAACCGCAAUCGCAUCCUGUUCUCGGGGCCUCGUUCCGCUUCCCGCCUACACAGCCGACCAACAAUGAAAUGACACCACGUCCUGCGACCAAGAUUACGAGAACGUUCUCGGCUCUGGUCGCGAUCCCUACGAAGGAUGGGCACAUGCUCGAGUUCGAUCCAUUACAGACCUCCCCAGGAUCCUUGGAUGCUCUCGAGGGAAUUUCUGAUAGCGCAAAGAAACAAGCCAAGGCGGAAAUGGGUCGUUUGAUACAGGCCACUGUGGACAAGUGGAAGAUUCGAUAA
Psilocybe cubensis is the source of this 1416-nucleotide messenger RNA. RefSeq lists its product as uncharacterized. Gene Ontology annotation, cellular component: chromosome, centromeric region; spindle midzone; chromosome passenger complex. The transcript has 4 exons. Bases 1 to 1416 code for a protein of 471 amino acids. The record is from RefSeq and is a predicted model, not a curated record. Gene Ontology annotation, biological process: mitotic sister chromatid segregation. NCBI's taxonomy places the organism in Eukaryota, Fungi, Basidiomycota, Agaricomycetes, Agaricales, Agrocybaceae.